CCACCACAGCCGCCAUCUUCACAGCUCUCCCCCUCCCCCAGACCCCGCUCGAGCCAGCUGCUUCCGCCGCUCAAGUGCUCCCAGCCAAUUGGAGGCGCGGGCUCCAGCACAGGGGGCGGGGCACCAAGACAGGCGGAGACCUGACAGGAACUAAGAGACCAUCUACCUGCUACCCACUUAAAGGUCAAGGAGGGACGGUUCCCAUGCACUUCCAAGCUUCGGCGGGGGAAGAUUCUUGGAAAAUGAGAAAUUUGGCUCGUAUUAUUUUCAGUGCAAAUAUUUCAACAAUUCUCCCCUUUAGAGAGCCAAAGAGAAGUGUCCCUAAACCGUCAACUUUCGCGACGUUCCCUCACUCUGGGCUCCAAGGAAUAAGGCGUGGAGGCUAAGGACUACGUUUCCCAGAAAGCAUUGAAUCUGACCCGGAAGUUUAAAUUCCGUUCUGCCGACAGGAGAUUUGUACUGCGUGAAAAUAUACAUAAAACACACGAAUGUAUUUUACCGGCCAUUGCACGUGCCUUCUUGCCUCGGUGGGAGUCAUUUUUCACAAACAGCGGCUUCUUGAGGGCCCAGAACGAAUUCCCGGGCUUCGGAAGGCGGAAAAGUGGUGCUUCGGGUCAGAAGGCGGAGGAGUACCAUGAGGAUUCCUUCUCUUCUGGAAGCUCACGGGACCAAAACAUAGGCAGUGCCAAGGUGGCGAUAGAAGCAGUCUCAGGAGAAAGCAUUUUUGCCUUGUACUUGGGACGGCUGCUGGGCCUUCCAUGGCUCCUGUGAAGAUUAGCCACGUGGUAUCAUUUUCGUCUCAGGAUCCCAAGUAUCCUGUGGAGAACUUGCUGAACCCAGACAGUCAGAGGGGACCUUGGCUCAGCUGCCCCCAGGACAAGAGUGGGCAACUGAAAGUGGAACUCCAGCUGGAGAGGGCAGUGCCCAUUGGCUACAUCGAUGUGGGUAACUGUGGCUGUGCUUUCCUGCAAAUUGACGUGGGCCGUUCUUCCUGGUCCCUGGACAGACCUUUCAUCACCUUGCUCCCUGCAACCAUGCUAAUGUCCCUAGCUGAUUCAAAGCAGGGGAAAAACCGCUCAGGGGUCCGCAUGUUUAAAGAUGAUGAUUUCCUGGCUCCAGCCUCAGGUGAGCCAUGGGAUCGGCUUCGCCUGACCUGUUCCCAACCCUUCACACGUCAUCAGCCCUUUGGCCUGGCCUUCCUGCGGGUGUGUUCCUCUCUGGACUCCUUAGAUGACCCUGCGGUGGGUCCCUCAACCCCUGUGAGCUCUGGGCUGAGCCAGGGCUCGUCUGAUGCUCAGGAAUCUGAUCCUAGCCCCUGGCUGGCUAAUCCUUCCAUCCGGAGGACAUUCUUCCCAGAUCCCCAAAUGAGCACCAAGGAAAUUUCAGAGCUUAGGAAUAUCCUAAAGCAGCUGCAGCCAGGGACUCUGGGGCGAUCAGCCUGCAUGGUGCUUUCAGCUGCCCGUAGGGCGCCCCCAGCCAGUGUGGCAAGCCCAAAGAACAGCCACGCAGAACCAGGUCCCCGUCAUCCAGACAGCGCAGAGUCCAGACCAGAGGAGCAAACCUCAGAGAACCGCGUGGGCAGGACGAAGAGACGGAAAGUGCAAGCCCGCAGGCCUUUAUCCAACUCAAACUCUCAGCCAAACAGGAGGGGGAUAGCAAAGGCAGGGCAAAGAGAACACCACCGACCCCAGGCCCAAAGCAGCGGGGCCCAGGACAAUGGACAGUGCCCCAUUUGUGCAGGCUUCUUCAGCAUUGAGAUUCUUCUCCAGCACGCUGCCACUUGUGGAGAGACCUCCCCACCUCACUCAGCCUCUCCCUCCUCAUCACCAUCCUCAUCGCAGUCUGUACUAAGAUUUCAUUGUGUGGCACUAACACCAGUUCCCCCGGUCUCCAGGCCACAGCCUAACUGGACCGAGAUCGUGAACAAAAAGGUGAAGUUCCCACCUCUACUCCUGAGCGCCAUCCAGGAGGGGCGGCUGGGCCUUGUGCAGCAGCUGCUGGAGUCAGGGGUCGAGGCGACAGGCAGCGGGCCAGGUGGGCCCCUGCGGAAUGUGGAGGAGACCGAGGACCGCUCCUGGAGGGAAGCUCUCAAUCUGACCAUCCGCCUGGGCCACGAGGCCAUCACUGAUGUGCUGUUGGCCAAUGUCAAGUUUGACUUCCGGCAAAUCCAUGAGGCGCUGCUAGUGGCGGUGGACACAAACCAGCCAGCAGUGGUGCGUCGCCUGCUGGCCCGGCUGGAACGGGAGAAGGGCCGCAAAGUGGACACCAGGUCUUUCUCACUGGCUUUCUUUGACUCAUCAAUCGAUGGCUCCCGCUUUGCACCUGGUAUCACUCCACUCACCCUGGCCUGCCAGAAGGACCUGUAUGAGAUUGCACAGCUGCUCAUGGACCAGGGCCACACCAUUGCCCGGCCCCACCCAGUCUCCUGCGCCUGCCUCGAGUGCAGCAAUGCCCGCCGCUAUGACCUGCUGAAGUUCUCCCUGUCCCGCAUCAACACCUACCGGGGCAUUGCCAGCAGGGCCCACCUCUCACUGGCCAGUGAGGAUGCCAUGAUGGCUGCCUUCCAGCUCAGCCGCGAGCUCAGGCGCCUUGCACGCAAGGAGCCUGAGUUUAAGCCUGAAUACAUUGCCUUAGAGUCGCUGAGCCAGGACUACGGUUUUGAACUGCUGGGCAUGUGCCGGAACCAGAGCGAGGUCACUGCGGUGCUCAAUGACCUGGGCAAGGACAGCGAGACCGAGUCCGAGGCUGAGGCCCUGGGCCAGGCCUUUGAGGAAGGCAUCCCCAACCUGGCGAGGCUGCGACUGGCCGUCAACUACAACCAGAAGCGGUUUGUAGCACACCCCAUCUGCCAGCAAGUCCUGUCCUCCAUCUGGUGUGGGAACCUGGCCGGCUGGCGUGGAAGCACCACCAUCUGGAAGCUGUUUGUCGCCUUCCUCAUCUUCCUCACCAUGCCCUUCCUCUGCCUUGGCUACUGGCUGGCGCCCAAGUCCCGGCUGGGCCGCCUGCUAAAGAUCCCAGUGCUGAAGUUCCUGCUGCACUCCGCCUCCUAUCUGUGGUUCCUCAUCUUCCUGCUGGGAGAGUCCCUGGUCAUGGAGACACAGCUCAGUACCUUCCACGGCCGCAGCCAGAGCGUCUGGGAGACUUCACUACACAUGGUUUGGGUCGCAGGCUUCCUGUGGUUUGAGUGUAAGGAAGUGUGGAUCGAGGGCCUGCGCAGUUACCUCCUGGACUGGUGGAACUUCCUGGACGUGGUCAUCCUGUCCCUGUACCUGGCGGCCUUCACACUGCGCCUCCUCCUGGCUGGGCUUGCCCAGAUGCACUGCCGGGAUGCCCCUGAGGGGGCUGCCUGCCACUAUUUCACCACAGCUGAGCGCAGUGAGUGGCGUACUGAAGACCCCCAGUUCUUGGCAGAGGUGCUCUUUGCUGUCACCAGCAUGCUCAGCUUCACCCGCCUGGCCUACAUUCUGCCGGCCCAUGAGUCGUUGGGCACUCUGCAGAUUUCCAUCGGCAGGAUGAUCGACGACAUGAUCCGGUUCAUAUUCAUCCUCAUGAUCAUCCUGACCGCCUUCCUCUGUGGCCUCAACAACAUCUACGUGCCCUACCAGGAGACGGAGCGGCUGGGCAAUUUCAACGAGACAUUCCAGUUUCUGUUCUGGACCAUGUUUGGCAUGGAGGAGCACAGCGUGGUAGACAUGCCUCAGUUUCUGGUGCCUGAAUUCGUGGGCCGGGCCCUCUACGGCAUCUUUACCAUCGUCAUGGUCAUUGUGCUGCUCAACAUGCUCAUUGCCAUGAUCACCAACUCCUUCCAGAAGAUUGAGGACGAUGCUGACGUGGAAUGGAAGUUUGCUCGCUCCAAGCUCUACCUGUCCUACUUCCGAGAGGGCCUGACGCUGCCUGUGCCCUUCAACAUCCUGCCCUCCCCCAAGGCCAUCUUCUACCUUCUCAGGAAAAUUUUCCAGUUCAUUUGCUGUUGCUGUUCCUACUGCAAAACCGAGAAGGCAGACUACCCCCCAAUCCCCACCUUUGCCAAUCCUAGGGCAGGGGCAGGGCCUGGGGAGAGAGAGUGUGGAUCCUACCGCCUUCGUGUCAUCAAGGCCCUGGUCCAGCGCUACAUAGAGACUGCCCGGCGGGAGUUCGAGGAGACCCGCCGCAAAGACCUGGGCAACAGACUGACAGAGCUGACCAAGACUGUAUCGCGACUGCAAAGCGAAGUGGCCGCUGUGCAACGGACUCUGGUGGAGGGAGGGACUCCACAGACCCCCCGGGGUGCCAGCGUCCUUAGUCGCUACAUCACCCGAGUACGCAACAGUUUCCAGAACCUGGGGCCCCCCAUCCCUGAGACCCCAGAGCUGACAGUGCCAGGGAUUGUGGAGACCCAGGUUGCUUCAGAAACUGGGCUUCAAGAUGCUGAAGGGGCUAGGACUCCAGCUUCUGGAGAGUCUGGCCCUUCUUCCCCAACUCACGUGCUAGUGCAUAGGGAGCAGGACUCAGAGGGAGCUGCGGACCUGCCCCAGGAGGAAGAUUUGGGAACCAAGGGGGAGUCCUGAUGCAGUGGGAGGGUCCCUUCUUCUGUUGCUGAGUAGAGCCGCCUAGAUGGGUGAGGGUGGGGGCCACUUAGU
Messenger RNA from Ceratotherium simum simum (southern white rhinoceros), 4619 nucleotides. Its product is annotated as short transient receptor potential channel 2. Gene Ontology annotation, biological process: calcium ion transmembrane transport; regulation of cytosolic calcium ion concentration; single fertilization. The record is from RefSeq and is a predicted model, not a curated record. Gene Ontology annotation, molecular function: store-operated calcium channel activity; inositol 1,4,5 trisphosphate binding. Gene Ontology annotation, cellular component: cation channel complex; plasma membrane. NCBI's taxonomy places the organism in Eukaryota, Metazoa, Chordata, Mammalia, Perissodactyla, Rhinocerotidae.